Molecule: messenger RNA, 2304 nt
Organism: Gopherus evgoodei (Goodes thornscrub tortoise)
Lineage: Eukaryota; Metazoa; Chordata; Testudines; Testudinidae
Product: CMRF35-like molecule 3
Exons: 5
Coding region: 353-1030 (225 amino acids)
Cellular component (GO): plasma membrane
Molecular function (GO): transmembrane signaling receptor activity
Source: RefSeq, a predicted model, not a curated record
AACUCCUCCCUAAGGCAGCUUCCAUUUUCCACCAGACCCUGUAAUAGGUCCUGGUACAAGUAGCAGAACAUCCCAACCACAGUAAUCAAACCACCAUGCACUGAGUAAGACACUUCCCCCUUAGUGUUUCUGAGGGAAGUGAGGUAGGGUAGCUAAGAGGAACCCCUGCAGUGAAAGAACUAGUUAGAGAGGAAAAAGAACAGGAGUACUUGUGGCACCUUAGAGAGGCUGUUUCAUUGCAAACGCCUACAGGAGAAACCCGGACCCGGGACUCCACUAACACAAAGGACGGAUUCUCCUGGAGGCUCACCUGGAAUCGACGUCCCACCAGGCAGUGGGGAGAGGCGGAACAAUGAGGAUUUUCCCCAUUCUGGGUUGGAUGCUUUUCCCAGGCUGCUGGGCGGUGACGGGCCCCGGGGCAGUGCGCGGCCCCGCGGGCGGGUCGGUGGCUGUGCGGUGCCGGUACCGGGCGGGCUAUGAGGAUUAUCCGAAGUUCUGGUGCCGGGAAGGUUUGGUAGGAAAUUUGCGCUGUUCCGACGGGCUUCGUAUAGUCCAGACCGAUGGGUCGGAGGCGGAGGUGACGCGGGGCAGAGUCUCCAUCCGAGACGAUCGCACCCAGCGCGUGUUCACCGUGACCGUGGAGAACCUGACACCGGCAGACGCUGGCAGGUACCACUGCGGGGUAGGGAGAACUGGGCCUGAUCCCAGGGCCACUGUGGAACUCACCGUCUCCCCAGCUACUUCUUCCCCACCCCCAACAGAAAGGUCAUCAUCAGCGACAUCAUCAGCGACAGUGCAACCAGCUUCUUCUUCCCCCUCAGUAUCUACUUCCCCCUGGACAACUACUGAGGAAGGGAAAUCCAGCUUCUCCACUAACCAAGACACCAUGUCCCCUGUUUCCCAGCUCAGCAACGUCCAUUUCUUGCUCUUCCUCAUCUGGAAAGUCCCCAUCUUUCUGUGCAUCAUCUGCAUGAACAUAUGGUACAGGAAGAAUUCCAGGGAGAUGCCGGACAGACAUGCUCCUUCUUAGUUUAGGAAUGGCUUGGAACCAGCAGAAGAAAGAUUGAGCUCCCAGUUUUGUGCACAGCAGCUACUCCCACCUAGAGCUCACAUGGAUCUGUGUAAAUGAAAUCCUCUAACAGUCAGCCCUGCUGAAGGGUUCAGUGGAUCCAGCAUUACUCCAGAGUGAGGACAAAGGAGGGGAUGAGCCCCAAGGGGCACAGUUCCCAUCAGAAACAUAGAGGAAACAUAAGGUGUCAGAGCCUGAAGGAGAGACUCAUCCCCUUCCCACAGUUUGAGUUUGGCUCUUUGCAGCUGGAUUGCACUUUCUACAGCUCCUUUUCCAUCAUUCAUCUUCACCCCUCCGGUCUCUUCUACAGCAAGCUCCUGGCAACGACUCAAACAUAAUCACAGACAUGCACACAAAGAGAUUAGCCUCAGAUUGUAUCUCAAAAGUGGUCAUCUCACUUACUGCUAACCUGUAACACAAGGCACCAAUGAAAUGUGUUUUGCAAUAAAGCUUCUUCCUGGUGUUCUGCAGAGAGGCUCUCCUGAAGACAUCUGUCUGGCUCUCUGCCCCUCUGGCUGGCCAAGCCUGGGUGUAAUGUAAGAAGAAGAGGGGGAAGGGUGGACAGGAGUUCUGUCUUGGACCCAGGUUGUCCAGGGUCCGCUCUAAUCUCCGAAUUGCUCCAGCCCUCAGGAGGGUUUUUAAGUCCAGGCUUCCUUUGGGGUUGUUUCGUUCCAUGACCUCUGUUCCUGGUGUUCUUUGUACCAGUCCAAACCGGCUUUCUGUGGUCUCAACUUUCCCAAAACACACCAGCUCUAGGGACAUGCAGCUCUGCUUCCCCACCCCUCGUUGUCUCACCUGUAUUUUCAUCGCUGCAGCCCUAGUUCAGUUUACGGUUUCUUUUCUCAUGGCUGUCUGUGGCUGAGUGAGAGAUAAGCACUGAAGAUUUCUCAUCUGGAGCCGUGGCCUUGGACUGGAGCCAGCAUAGCAUCUUAUCAUCGGACACAGUGAACUAGCUACAGUGUUGAGUUAGUCCAUUCUCUGUUCUCUUCCUUCUUCCCCCUCUGGCCUCUCGUGACCUGCAAAAGAAUCUUCCAUUCCACACUCACUCACACCUUUGACCCUCCUCCGAAAUGCCUUGCGAUGCUUGCAACCGCGUUAGCAACAUACAAUGCUGAUCUGCCUCCCCAUGGGGAGGUAGUCCUUGGGCGUGUGACACAGGAGGGGUGCGUGGUGCAGGCUGGGGGCUUACGGCAGGGAGUUGAGGGGUGGGGCGCAGGAGGGGUUUGGGCUCUGGC